AUGAACGGUGCAUCUACUUUCGGGUUUCAUUGGAGUUCCUGGGCCCCAAACAAAUGUAACAUAUUUAUGUGGCGCGCGUUUUUGGACCGCCUUCCAACUAAGAUGGCUCUUGUUCGAAGAAACGUUGCCAUUGAUAACCAGUUUUGUGUUUGGUGUGAGGCGUAUGAAGAAACUAUAGAGCAUGUUCUUACUGGUUGUGUUAUGGCUGUGGGGGUGUGGAAUGCGAUUUCUGUUUGGUGCAACAUACCUAGACCGUUUGUUUUUCACGUCAAGGAUUUGGUGGAUUUACAUGAUCAUAGUGGAGUGGUGGGGGUCAAGAAAAUGAUCCUUCAUGGCAUCAUUAUCAUUGCUUGCUGGAGAUUGUGGCGAGCCAGGAAUGAUAAGGUCUUUAAUAGUAAGGUGUCUAAUGUGGUGGAUAUGGUUGCGGAUAUCAAGACUUUGGGGUUUUAUGGUACGAACAUAUGUUUAAGGGUGGGGUAG
Messenger RNA from Helianthus annuus (common sunflower), 480 nucleotides. RefSeq lists its product as uncharacterized. Bases 1 to 480 code for a protein of 159 amino acids. The transcript has a single exon. The record is from RefSeq and is a predicted model, not a curated record. Lineage: Eukaryota; Viridiplantae; Streptophyta; Magnoliopsida; Asterales; Asteraceae.